Messenger RNA from Rosa rugosa (rugosa rose), 1128 nucleotides. RefSeq names its product F-box/kelch-repeat protein At3g23880-like. NCBI's taxonomy places the organism in Eukaryota, Viridiplantae, Streptophyta, Magnoliopsida, Rosales, Rosaceae. Gene Ontology annotation, molecular function: protein binding. The record is from RefSeq and is a predicted model, not a curated record. The transcript has a single exon. The coding region runs from base 1 to 1128 and encodes 375 amino acids.
AUGGCAGAGGCCCUCGUCCGGCAGCAACAACUGGUUUCCUUGCCAAAACGACCUCGUCAUUACGACCACGACGAGGAUGUCAACGAUAUCAUAGUUGAGAUACUGUCAAGGCUUCCGGUCAAAUCUUUGUUACGAUUCCGAAGUGUAUGCAAGUCAUGGCGGGCUUUAAUCUCAGAUUCUUAUUUUGUUAAGAAGCACCUCGGCCAUGCAGUCACAGACACAUCCAACAGCUCCAGGCUUCUGAAUCUCUUAUAUACUAGUCCCAGAAUCGUAGAUCUCCAAGGAUUGGAGGAUCAUGAUCAUAUUCGUCAGCGCGAUGCUUUUGCAGAUGACAUUCUUGACCGGUCUCGAAUUUUUGGUUCUUGCAAUGGCUUGAUAUGUUUGCAAGCGACGAUGUUUCAUGGAUUAUACUGUGAUGAUAUUUUCUUAUGGAACCCUAGUACUAGAGUGGCCAAGAAAGUACCGGAACAUAAUUUUACCAAGGGUUCAAUAAGUAUUCAUGGAUUCGGUUAUGAUUCCACCACUGAUGAUUACAAGCUUAUAUUGGGAGCUAGAAAUAAAGUAGCUAAAAAAACCAAAAUUGCUAUCUUUACAGUUAAAACAGGUUCACGGAGGACCGUUCAAGACUUCGAGUUUGUUCAUUAUUUGAAUGGGCAAGGGUGCUUUGUAAAUGGAGCACUACAUUGGCUAGAUUCAAUGUACAAGUCUACUAGAAUCGUUUCUUUUGAUUUGGCAGAGGAGAAAUGUGACACAUUAUGCCGUAUUGAGUACGGACCAAUGUUUAGGAUGGGAAUUGGAACUAUAAGAAAUUGUCUAUGCUAUUACACUUACAGUAGUAUCAGAUCUAUGCCAAUGACAAUAUGGAUGAUGAAUGAAUAUGGGAUCAAUAAACCUUGGACUAAGCUCAUGAACAUUCCUACCAAUAUUAUACCUUACAAGAUAUAUCUAAGACCAAAGCAUGUUGUGGAGAAUGGUGAAGUUUUGAUGAUUUUGGAUGGAAAGGACUUCGUAAUAUAUAAUCCCAAAGAAAAUAAAUAUAGGACUGUUUUUCAGUCUCCGACUAUUUUGCAGAGUGCAGCAGUAGUUGUGUACUUAGACACUUUAGUCUCACCAGAAUUCGGUAGCUGA